UGAGACCAUGAGAGAUAAAAAAAAAAAACCAACACAGACAGACAUGCACGCGCACACGCACCGUCACAUGACCAACACACCGGGUCACGUGACUAUGAACAGUCGCGCGCGGUGCAGUUCUGUUGUGUAGCUUAGCAUGAACAACACUCUGUUCGGAAAGUGGAUCGCAGGCCUGUGCUGACAGGUAGCCAGUUGGCUAAUCAGUCUACUCAGUCAUCAGUCAGUCGCUUGUGCUCCUCCUGCAUCGAUGGCAGUGACAACAAAUUCCUCAAGUUUCCCAAUGUAAAGAGUCCUGCGAGUCAGAUCUGCAGGGUGGAAACACCGGCUGGAGUAACACUGUCGUCCUUGAGGAAGGAAACCUGUCUUCAUGCCGAGUGAGCAGGAGAAAACACCAGCCCGUGUUACACUGACACAAUGAGCGGCACACAACAGCAUGACCUGAAAAGACAAAACCUUUUGGAAAGAUUGCUCGAUGCAGUCAAACAGUGCCAAAUUCGCUUUGGUGGAAGGAAGGAGAUUGCCUCAGACUCUGACAGCAGGGUCAUAUGCCUGUGUGCCCAGUUUGAGGCUGUACUUCAGCAUGGACUGAGGAAGAGUCGAGGCCUGGCCCUUACUGCUGCGGCUAUAAAGCAGGUUGCUGGCUUCAUCAGCAGUACAGAAGGAGAUCUGACAUUCUGGUUCUACGUGAAAGAGCAUCUGAAUCGCCAUGAACUGCAGCGUUUCUACUCUCUAAGGAACAUCUGGUCUGAGCUGGGACGAGGCAGGGCUUGGCUGCGCUGUGCCCUCAACGAGCACUCUCUGGAGCGCUACCUUCACAUGCUGCUGGCUGACCGCUCUCGGCUAAGUGCAUUCUAUGAAGAGUGGGCUUUUAUCCUUGAUGAGGAGAGAGCCAGUAUGCUUCCCACUAUGGCUGCAGGACUGAACUCCAUCUUGUUUGCCAUAAACAUUGACAACACAGAUCUGAAUGGGCAGCAACGCACAGGACCGUCUGUCUCGCUUCUGCUGAAAGAGUCCACACAGGGCAUGAGCAGUCUAUGGAAGGAGUCGGCGCAGGGAGUCAGCACCCUGCUCAGAGAGAUUGGCACUGCCACAGCUGUGGUGCCUGGUUUUGCACCACGCUCAGACUGCCCCUCUGACCCCCUGCCUGUCCUGCCCCGAAGCACUUCCGCAGACUCUGGUUUGAGGAAGGAGCGCAGGAGGAAGAAGAAAAUCACUAACAUCAUUUCAUUUGAUGAUGAUUUGGAUGCGGGCGCAGAGGAUGAAGAUGAGGGAUGUGGGGGCAUCGGAACGAGUCUGAGGAAGGGUACAACGGGAGACGUGAACUCUGAGGACGCUUGUGAGUCGUCCCCUUUACAGAACGGCCUGCCUGAGCCAGAGCAUGGAAUCAUUAAUUGGGCUGAAAGUCCUCCACAGAAUGGGGUUCUUCUCGACACUAAAAGCAUUGACCAUGAGGAAGACGAGGAUGAGGAUUUUUAUGGAAAGAGUCGACCAGUGCUUCAGGAAGAGCAUGGAAAUGAGGAACAGGUUGUAAUUGGAAGUUUGUCCAGUGUUUCAACUUGGAGCCCCAGGCCUAUAAUCACAGAUGCUGAUAACGACAGCUCAGACAUCCUUAUCCCUGUUACUACAGCAGAGACCCACAGCUUAAAAGUUGACGACUCUGUUGAGACGAUAGGAUUUCAUGAGCAAACAGAAAGCUCAAGUCCAACCACUGACACCGAAAAACCAAAAGCUGAGGUCGAGUUCAGCAUGGAAUCCAGCUUGUUGAGCCAGAAUACCUCUGUAAGCAGUAUAGUGAUCAGUCCUAGCCUGCCUGACUCUAUGACUAUGGCCGAACUACGUCAAGCUAUUGUGGCCAUGAUGAACAGGAAGGAUGAGCUCACUGAGCAGAACACGUCUCUGCGCAGUCUGCUGGAUGGAGAGAUGGAACACUCAGCUGGGCUGCGGCUCGAAGUCGACAGUCUGAAGAAGAAACUGGCUGACCUGGAGGAGAGACACACAGCUAAAGUUCAAGCCCUUGGGAGGGAAAAUGAGGUGCUGAAGGUCCAGUUGAAGAAAUAUGUAGGUGCUGUCCAAAUGCUGAAGAGAGAAGGCAAACAGAGCAUUGACUCUCUGCCCACUCUAAGGAACUGUGAAGGCUCUGCUCCAGCUGUGCAGCACAGGUCAAUGGCAGAUGUGGAGGAGUUGGCAUCUAGCUAUGAGCGGAAACUCAUCGAGGUGGCUGAGAUGCAUGGUGAGCUAAUUGAAUUCAACGAGAGGCUGUAUCGUUCACUUAUAGCUAAAGACAACCUGAUCGGCCAGAUGAGACAGGAGCUUAUCGACCUACGAGGCCCGGUGCCUGGAGACCUGAGUCAGACCUCUGAUGAUCCCAGUCUCUCUGACUUUGAGACAGCUCACCGCGCUCUUGUCAAUGUGUGGAUCCCCUCCGUCUUUCUGCAAGGCCGGGCUGCCAACGCCUAUCACAUCUACCAGGUAUACAUCCGGAUCUUGGACAACGAGUGGAAUGUGUAUCGGCGUUACGCAGAGUUCAGAGCGCUCCACAAUCAUCUGCGUGUCAAGUACCCUCAAGUCGACACGUUCAGCUUUCCCCCUAAAAAGGCGAUCGGAAACAAGGAUGCCAAGUUUGUUGAGGAAAGAAGGAAGCACCUGCAGUGUUACCUGCGCAUGGUGAUGAACAAGCUUAUCCAGACGCUGCCUGAGUUCACUGCCUGUCCUUCCAAGGAAACACUGCUACAGCUGCUGCCUUUCUGUCAAGACACUCCGGCUGCCAUUGAGAGCGGGGGUAAAACAAGUCGAUCAAAAGCAUCGUCUCGUUUCCCUCGGCUGGGACGAAAUUCUGGCCGUGAUGCACGCAACCCAGAGCCCCAGAGUGGUGACCUUUAACCUCCUAUUCACACAGUACAUGUUGGGAGAGAUACUGACCUCUGGCCUGACCAAUGAAUUGUGGAUUACACACAGUCUGUUGUCUUGACCUUCAGACCUGAGGCUCAAUUCCAUAAAACACCUUUUCCAUUAUGGAUGUACAUGGAGACAAGAGAUGAUUCGAAGAACUGGAGUCCAACAACUUUUCUUUUCUCUCAGUGGUGUAUGGAGAUUUCUGUUACUUCGGUUCCUAGUGUUUUAUAGUGGACACCAUGAAAGAGAGCAGGGUGUACUUCUUGCAUAAUUGUAAAUCCCUGAUUUAGUGAAAUUUGUGGAUUCACUUUGAAAUAACUUGCACAUGACCAUAUACUCGACCAAAAUAAAGGGGAAGUACCGUCUUUUA
Messenger RNA from Silurus meridionalis, 3262 nucleotides. RefSeq names its product sorting nexin 29 (gene snx29). The transcript has 22 exons. NCBI's taxonomy places the organism in Eukaryota, Metazoa, Chordata, Actinopteri, Siluriformes, Siluridae. Gene Ontology annotation, molecular function: phosphatidylinositol binding. Bases 415 to 2880 code for a protein of 821 amino acids. The record is from RefSeq and is a predicted model, not a curated record.